GGCGGCCGCGGCGGCGGGAGCAGGGAAACGGGGAACCGGGAGCAUCGGGGAAGCGGGAGCAGUGGGGAGGCGCAGCACCGGGGAAACGGGAGCAUCGGGGAACCGGGCAACCGGGAAGACUGGGAGCCGCAGCACCGUGGAAACGGGAAGCCAGAGAACCGGGAACAGCGGGGAAACGGGGAGCCGCGGCACCGGGGAAGCGUGAAACCGGGAGCAUCAAGAAAUCGGGAGCAAUGGGGAGGCGCAGCACCGGGUAACCGGGAGCACUGGGAGCUGCAUUACCGGGGAAAAGGGAAACCGGGGAACUGGGGAGCCGUGGGCACCAGGAAACCGUGUCGACUUCAAGAUGAAGACCAUCGAGGUGGAUGGGAUCAAGGUGCGGAUACAGAUCUGGGACACAGCCGGCCAGGAGCGGUACCAGACCAUCACCAAGCAAUACUACCGGCGGGCUCAGGGCAUUUUCCUGGUGUACGACAUCAGCAGCGAGCGCUCCUAUCAGCACAUCGUGAAGUGGGCCAGCGAUGUGGAUGAGUACGCACCCGAAGGCGUCCAGAAAAUCCUCAUCGGGAACAAGGCGGACGAGGAGCACAAGAGGCAAGUGCCCAAAGAGCAAGGGCUGCAGCUGGCCAGGGAAUACGGGAUGGAUUUCUACGAGACCAGUGCCUGCAGCAACCUCAACAUCAAGGAGUCCUUCACACGGCUGACGGAGCUGGUGCUGCAGGCACACCGCAAGGAGCUGGACGAGCUGCGGGGGCUGCCCCGUGCCCCCACCCUGGCCCGGCUGGAGGAGGACGAGCAGCAGCCCCUGGGGAGUGAGGACACCCCCAAAACCUGCUGGUGUUGAAGGCUGGGACCCCCCGACCUCUCCUCCCCAGGCUGUGUGAGGGGGCAUGGUAGGGGCAGGAUUGAGGCAGCCCCUAUAAAGUGGGGGGCAACAUGGGACACCCCCAGGGACAAGAAACAUGGCAGGGGGCCCCCCCAUCCUGGCACCUGUGCGGGUAGGGUGGGGGCUGUCCAGGCACUGUGUGCCCACCCUGUGCCACCCCGUGCCUGUGGGACCCCCGGUUUUACACAGUGGUUUGCAGAAUAAAGGUGAUGCUGGA
Haemorhous mexicanus (house finch) is the source of this 1103-nucleotide messenger RNA. RefSeq names its product RAB15, member RAS oncogene family (gene RAB15). The transcript has 7 exons. The coding region runs from base 347 to 844 and encodes 165 amino acids. The record is from RefSeq and is a predicted model, not a curated record. Gene Ontology annotation, molecular function: GTP binding; GTPase activity. NCBI's taxonomy places the organism in Eukaryota, Metazoa, Chordata, Aves, Passeriformes, Fringillidae. Gene Ontology annotation, biological process: Rab protein signal transduction.